Salarias fasciatus (jewelled blenny) is the source of this 5774-nucleotide messenger RNA. RefSeq names its product protein tyrosine phosphatase receptor type Fa (gene ptprfa). The coding region runs from base 199 to 5559 and encodes 1786 amino acids. Lineage: Eukaryota; Metazoa; Chordata; Actinopteri; Blenniiformes; Blenniidae. Gene Ontology annotation, biological process: protein dephosphorylation. The transcript is spliced from 30 exons. Gene Ontology annotation, molecular function: protein binding; protein tyrosine phosphatase activity. The record is from RefSeq and is a predicted model, not a curated record.
AGCGCAGUGCGGGAUUUAGCCUCCUCUCGAGCAUUUUCACAUGUUUUCACCCUCUUCUGGAUUAAGGAUUAAUUCUCGACACCUCAGUCAGAGCCGACGGGAGCUCAGAGAGCUCACAAACAUGAUGUUCCAGAUGUUCCAGAUGUGGGUGGAGUAAACCCCCUGGGGGGGGGUGGGGGGGGGGGCGCGCGGCUCAACAUGGAGCUGGGACUGAGCAGGACCGUUCUGCACCUGCUGCUGCUGCAGAGCGGGCUGCUGCUGCCGUCACGCACGCAACGCCCACCCAGCUUCACCCAGGCCCCUGACGACCAGACGGGUGUUUCUGGGGGCGUGGCCUCUCUGGUGUGCCGGGCGGCGGGUGAGCCCAGGCCCCGGAUCACCUGGAUGAAGAAGGGGAAGAAGGUCAGCUCGCAGCGCUUUGAGGUGAUGGAGUUUGACGACGGUUCCGGUUCCGGGUCCGUGCUGCGGAUCCAGCCGCUGAGGUUCCACCGGGACGACGCCGUGUAUGAGUGCACCGCCGCCAACGGGGUGGGGGAGAUUAGCACCAGCGCUAAGCUAACAGUCCUGGAGGAAGACCAGAUCCCUCACGGGUUCCCCGCCAUCGACAUGGGGCCCCAGCUGAAGGUGGUGGAGAGAACCCGGACCGCCACCAUGCUGUGCGCCGCCAGCGGGAGCCCGGACCCCGAGAUCCGCUGGUUCAAGGACUUCCUCCCGGUGGAGACGGAGGACGACGGCGGGCGGAUCAAGCAGCUGCGCUCAGGGGCGCUUCAGAUCGAGAACAGCGAGGAGUCGGACCAAGGGAAGUACGAGUGCGUGGCGGUCAACAGCGCCGGGACCCGUUUCUCGGCCCCGGCCAACCUCUACGUCCGAGUUCGCCGUGUGCCCCCCCGUUUCUCCAUCCCACCCAACAACCACGAGCUGAUGCCCGGCGGGAGCGUCAACCUGACGUGCGUGGCGGUCGGCGCCCCCAUGCCCCACGUCAAGUGGACGAGCGGCGGCGCGGAGCUGACGCAGGCAGACGAGAUGCCGAUUGGCCGGAAUGUCCUGGAGCUCACCAACAUCCACCAAUCCGGAAACUACACCUGUGUGGCGGUUUCCUCCCUGGGCACCAUCGAGACCACGGCGCAGGUCACCGUCAAAGCCCUUCCUCGGCCGCCCAGUUCUCUCACCGUGACAGAAACCACAGCCACCAGCGUCACCGUCACCUGGGACUCUGGAAAUCCUGAACCCGUGUCUUACUACGUGAUCCAGUACCGCACCAAGCUCUCGGACAAUGGUUUCCAGGAGGUGGACGGCGUGGCGACGACCCGGUACAGCGUCGGUGGCCUCAGCCCCUUCACGGAGUACCUGUUCUGUGUCAUGGCGGUCAAUAACGUGGGCCGGGGGCCUCCCGGCGCCGUGGUGGCGACCCGUACGAGUGAGCAGGCCCCGUCGUCUCCGCCCCUCCACGUGCGGGCCCGCAUGCUGAGCUCCGGAACCAUGCUGGUGCAGUGGGACCCUCCAGAAGAACCCAACGGGCAGAUCCAGGGCUAUCGGGUCUACUACAGUCCCGACCACGAGUCCCCGCUCGCCACGUGGCGGAAGCACAACGCCGACGACGGGCGGUUUGCCAGCAUCUCAGGGCUGGUUCCGGACAUCACGUACAGCCUCAGAGUCCUGGCCUUCACCUCGGUGGGGGACGGACCCCCUUCUGAAGUCCUGCAGAUCAAAACCCAGCAGGGAGUUCCAGGUCAGCCGGCAGCCCUGGAGGCCGAGGCCGAGCUGGACUCGCGGAUCAUGCUGUCCUGGCUUUGGCCCCUUCAAGACGACGUCAUCGGCUUUGAGCUGGUCUACUGGGAAUCGGACAAUCCCUCCGACAAGCGUCACGUGUCGCUGGCGGCGACGGGCUCCUUCGCGGUGGACGGUCUGAAGGAGGACACGUCCUACACGUUCUCCCUGGCGGCUCGCUCGGAGAUGGGUUUAGGAGUGUUCACUCAGCCGGUCCAGGCUAGAACGAUCCGGUCCAUGUCUGGAGCUCCGCCCAGGAAGGUGGAGGCACAAGCCGUCAACUCCUCCGCCCUCAGGGUGACCUGGAAGCCCCCGCUGGCCCCGAAGCCCCACGGCCAGGUCCAGGGCUACCGGCUGGUCUGCAGCAGGUUGGAGAACGGAGAACCUCACGGCCAGCCGCUCGUGCUGGACGUGUCCUCCCCGGACGCUCGGGACGCCGUCAUCGCCGGCUUGCUACCAGAGACCACUUACUCUGUGACUGUGGAGGCCUACACCACCAGGGGGGGCGGAGCUCCGAGCAAGGCCAAGGUGGCCUCCACCUCCGGGGCAGUCCCUGGGAGGCCCACCAUGAUGAUCAGCACCACCAUCGGGAACACGGCCCUGAUCCAGUGGCAGCCCCCCAGGGAGCUGGCGGGGGAUCUGGUGGGCUACCAGCUGCAGUACAAGAGGACCGAGGAGGAGGCCUUCACCACCAAGGACUUCAAGAAGACCGACGAUCACUUCACCGUCACAGGUCUCCACAAGGGGGCCGUCUACACCUUCAAGCUGUGCGCCAAAAACCGGGCGGGGACCGGGGAGGAGCACGUCAAGGACAUCAGCACCCCCGAAGACGUUCCCUCCAGCUACCCUCAGAACCUGAGCGUGGCGGGCCUGACGGCCACGUCCGCCGGUCUCACCUGGGACCCCCCGCCUCUGGCCGACCGGAACGGAAAGGUGGUCGAGUACGCGGUGGUGUACCGAGACAUCAACAGCCAGCAGAACCACACCGUGGUCACCGCGGAUACCGGGGUGACCGUCCGAGACCUGCAGCCCGACACCACCUACGACAUCAGGGUUCAAGCCUUCACCAGCAAGGGGGGCGGACCGCUCAGCCCCAGCAUCCAGAGCAGGACCAUGUCCGUGUCCGGGCCGGCGUUCACCAAGAGCUUCGGUGUGAAGACGGUGACGAAGACCUCGGUCCUUCUCACCUGGGAAAUUCCCCAAACCUUCACGUCUCAAGGUCCUCUCAAGAUUUUCUACAACCAGCAGAGUGUGGAGGUUCCAGGAGACCUGCAGAGGAAGCUGAUCCGGCAGCUGGAGCCGGACACAGAGUACUCCUUCGUGCUGAUGAGCCGGGGGGACGGCGCCGGGGACGUCCAGCAGCAGGUGUCCGUCCGAACGGCGCCCGACCUGCUGACCGCCAAACCGGUGGUGUACCAGCACCCGGGGGACGACGGCGGGACGGCGACCGUCAGGCUGCCUCAAGUCCCGGCCGGAUCCUCGGUCAGGUGUUUCUACAUCGUUGUUGUUCCUGUGACUGCAGCUCUGAAGACUCCUGAAGACCUGGACCUGCUCCAGCUCCUCCAAACGGACCAGGACCAGGACCAGGACCUGGACCUGGACUUCCUGCGGCCCCACAUCGCUGCCAAGCUGGACGUUCUGCCGGAGACAUUCACUCUGGGCCAUGAGGACAGACUCACCGGCAGCGGGCGGCGGCUGUACCGAUGCUUCCUGUUGGCCGACCUGACUGACCAUGAGACUCAGCAGACCUUGACGUUCAGCCCCCUGUCUGAGGCCUUCCUGCUCGGGUCCAGCUCGGUGGUCCAGCACCCCCAGGAGGACCCUGAGCUGUUGUGGGUCAUGGGUCCAGUCCUGGCUGUGGUCCUCAUCGUCGUCAUCGUCAUCGCCAUUCUACUCUUCAAGAGCGAACAGGAAAGGAAGCGAACUUGUCCUACAAAGGAUGACCACAUGGUGGGGCUGAAGGACUCACUGCUGGACCACUGCUUAGACCCUGUAGAGGUUAGGAGGCUCAACUAUCAGACUCAAGGGAUGAGGGAACAUCCUCCCAUCGCCAUUUGCGAUCUGGCCGAUCACAUCGAGAGACUGAAGGCCAAUGACGGACUGCGCUUUGCCCAAGAGUACGAGUCCAUCGAUCCGGAUCAGCAGUUCACCUGGGAGCACUCCAACCUGGAGGUCAACAAGCCCAAGAACCGCUAUGCUAACGUGGUGGCGUACGACCACUCCCGGGUCGUCCUGGCCCCGGUUCCCGGAGUCCCGGGCAGCGACUACAUCAACGCCAACUACAUCGACGGCUACAGGAAGCAGAACGCCUACAUCGCCACGCAGGGCCCACUCCCCGAGACGACGGCCGACUUCUGGAGGAUGGUGUGGGAGCAGAGGACCGGCACCGUGGUCAUGAUGACCCGGGUGGAGGAGAGGUCCCGGGUGAAGUGUGACCCGUACUGGCCCGGCCGGGGCUCGGAGACCUUCGGGACGAUCCGGGUCACCUUGUUGGACUGUGUGGAACUGGCUUCGUACAGCGUGAGAACCUUCGCCCUCGUGAAGAACGGUUCAGGUGAGAAACGGGAAGUGCGUCAGUUCCAGUUCCUGUCCUGGCCGGACCACGGCGUUCCCAGUCAUCCUUCGUCCAUCCUGGGCUUCCUGCGGAGAGUCCGGUCCUGUAACCCUCCGGACGCCGGCCCCGUGGUGGCCCACUGCAGCGCCGGUGUGGGCCGGACCGGCUGCUUCAUCGCCAUCGACGCCAUGCUGGAGCGGAUGAAGCACGAGAAGACGGUGGACGUGUACGGCCAGGUGACCUGCAUGCGGGCCCAGAGGAACUACAUGGUCCAGACGGAGGACCAGUACGUCUUCGUCCACGAGGUGCUGCUGGAGGCGGCGGCCUGCGGGAACACCGAGGUGCCCGCCCGGAACCUGUACGCCCACGUCCAGAAGCUCUCCGAGACCGCCGCCGGCGGGGAGACCGUCACUGCCAUGCAGCUGGAGUUCAAGAAGCUGUCGGACUCCAGGUCACAUACCUCCAGAUUCAUCAGUGCCAGCCUGCCGUGCAACAAGUUCAAGAACCGCCUGGUGAACGUCCUGCCGUACGAGUCCGCCCGGGUCUGCCUGCAGCCAAUCAGAGGCGUGGAGGGCUCCGACUACAUCAACGCCAGCUUCAUCGACGGCUACAGGCAGCAGAGGGCCUACAUCGCCACCCAGGGCCCGCUGUCCGAGACCACCGAGGACUUCUGGAGGAUGCUGUGGGAGCAGAACUCCACCAUCGUGGUCAUGCUCACCAAGCUGCGCGAGAUGGGACGGGAGAAAUGCCACCAGUACUGGCCCGCUGAGCGCUCCGCCCGCUACCAGUACUUCGUGGUGGAUCCCAUGGCGGAGUACAACAUGCCGCAGUACGUCCUGAGGGAGUUCAAAGUGACGGACGCCAGGGACGGUCAGUCCAGGACCAUCCGGCAGUUCCAGUUCACCGACUGGCCGGAGCAGGGGGCGCCCAGCGCCGGGGGCGGAGUCAUGGACUUCAUCGGCCAGGUGCAUAAAACCAAGGAGCAGUUCGGACAGGACGGGCCCAUCACCGUGCACUGCAGCGCUGGUGUGGGGAGGACCGGCGUGUUCGUCGCCCUCAGCCUGGUCCUGGAGAGGAUGCGCUACGAGGGCGUGGUGGACCUGUUCCAGACCGUCAGGACCCUGCGGACCCAGAGGCCCUGCAUGGUGCAGACGGAGGAGCAGUACCAGCUGUGCUACCGGGCCGCGCUGGACUACCUGGGGAGCUUCGAUCACUACCCCACAGCGGGGGGGACGUGAGGACCUGGACCUGGUCCUGGACUGACCCCGAUCCACCUCACCUGAUCCCCGAAGAUCCCGUCCUCACAGAUCUGGUCCCAGUGCUCAGUUCGGGACCUGGUUUGAUGCUGCUCAGUGUGUGUGUGUGUGUGUGUGUGUGUGUGUAUACACCCUGUAUUAUGACAAUAAAUCCCUGACCAGGAUAAAACUGUUUCAAACUGCGAAUAAAUUUCCAA